Gastrolobium bilobum is the source of this 1337-nucleotide messenger RNA. RefSeq lists its product as uncharacterized. NCBI's taxonomy places the organism in Eukaryota, Viridiplantae, Streptophyta, Magnoliopsida, Fabales, Fabaceae. Bases 180 to 1136 code for a protein of 318 amino acids. Gene Ontology annotation, cellular component: mitochondrion. The record is from RefSeq and is a predicted model, not a curated record. The transcript is spliced from 5 exons.
UAAAAAUUCCUUUUACAAAUCACUGGCACCCUAAUAAGUCAUUCUAACAUGGAAUUAAAUUUUAAUUUAAUAAUGAUUCAAUUCUUCCAUGCUCCUAAAUCUACUGCCAGUGAAGAACCAGCAAACGCAGCCAUGAGAAUCAGAGAAUGAAGAAAAGCCACCUCGUUUUUGAUCUAUAAAUGGAUCGUUGGAGUGGAAUUUUGAGAGUCCCUUUGCAUCCUAAUAGGAGGACAUACCAUAGAGUUGGUGCAUCUCUCUGCCUUUCGCCUGGAACGAGAACACUGAGUGUACCUAUAGCAAAUGCUAUCUUUUUUUGUGGUGAUCGAGUUGAAGGGACUGGUAACCCAGUGAUUGAGAGGCUAUCAGAUUUACAGAAACUAUCUGAAAUUGUGGUGUCCAAAUUUGGUUCUUUCAUCAAUGCUUGGGUUAUUGAAGCUUCUGAUUUUAAUGGACCUUUCGCUAUCUAUAAGGACUUCAUACCAUCUGUGAAUCAAUAUGGAGAACCAAGGUCAUACCUUCCGAUUGGAUUCCCAGCUUCUACAUCAACCGUCUCACUCUUAUCUAAUUGUCUUAAAGAAGUUUUAUUGCUAGGUUUGGAUAUUCUAUUGAAUACACAGUCUGGCUGCACUCCUUCCUCCUGUUUCUAUCCACCCAAGACAUUCAUCAUUGGAUUUAGCAAAGGUGGAACUGUGCUUAACCAGAUAGUUACUGAGCUUGGCUUCUCAGAUAUUGGAUCUAAUCUGAAUUCACCCAAUGUGGGAUCUAAGGGGUUUUAUAUAGUACCUAAAACAAAGGAAAGCUUACUGAACAGCAUCACUGAGAUUCAUUAUGUUGAUGUUGGUUUGAACUCUCCUGGUGCUUACUUAACUAACCAUGAUGUGUUUGAGAGAAUCUCCAAGAGGCUCAUACAAGGAGCUCCUCAACUCCGUUUUAUCCUUCAUGGAACUCCGAGACAAUGGAGUGACAAACGGCGAGACUGGAUUCGGAACGAAAAGGACAAAAUGCUGCAUCUGCUUGAAUCUGAAGCCCACAAGAGUGAGGGAAAAUUAGAAGUGUGUGCAAGGUAUUAUUUUGCUGAUAAGCCUCCAGAUAUGCAGAUGCACUUUGAAAUAAUUGAAAGUUUAGACGUAAGUUAAUACUUCUUUAUACUUGAUAGGGCAGGUCCUCUGGAAAAUGUCUUACUUAUCAGGAUGAUUGUAAAUAGUGUACUGCUGGAAUAUUCCAAAAAGGAAAAGUGAAUGUGACUUUCUCUUAUCUAAGCUUGAAGAUUAUUCAAAUCUCACUAGACGUGUCAAAAGCAACAUGAAGUGAAUAUGUAAAUUUGGGUGUAAGAACAA